AUGGAACCCUUUUCUUUUGCCAGCUCGGAAGCUGUGGAGAUACCUGUCAAUAUCAGGAUAGUCAGCCUAGAAGGAGAACAAACGCCAAUACCCUUCUCUACCCUCAUUAAUAGACCGGACCUGAGGCAUAUCGGGUCGAACUUGAACCCCCAUUCUGAUCUCUUCGUAACUGUCCAACUCUGGGCAGAUUCCAAGCCACUGACCAUCCCGGUCCAAACACCCUACAAGCCGUUCCGCAAUGAGAGAAAGUGGAACGAGUGGCUCACGCUGCCAAUAAAUUACUCAACAUUACCCUUGAGCUCACAACUCGCGAUCACAAUAUGGGAUUUAUCACCUACGGGCGGCGACGGCGCACAAGGUCAUGCUAUUCCCUUUGGAGGAACCACGCUUCCCCUAUUUGAUAAGGAGAACCAGCUCCAGAAAGGCCGUCAAAAAUGCUUUCUCCACCGCCGCAAAGCCGCAGAUGGCUUGGACUCCUCUUCUACACCUUCCACACCCCAAAGCUCACGGAGGAAUGGUGGGAAGGGAAAGGAACACAUAGCAUCUGUGGAUAAAGAGAGCGAGGAGCUGGACAGACUUGAGAAGUUGUUCAAAAAGCACGAAAUGGGCGAGAUACCCCGCAUCGAAUGGCUGGAUCAACUAGUAUUUCGAGGGGUGGAGAAGCGUGGAUUGCAGGCUUCAAGUACAUCAAUGAAAGCCCUGCAACGAAGAAGAUCCCGGCAUCAGAGCACUGUCAUGACACUGGAUGGAACGGAAGAGAAGCAAGCGAACGGGGACAAAGAAAAGAAGGACGCAGUCGAAGACGCUAUUGACGAUGAGCGCUUCACACUCUAUGUUGAAUUACCCAGAUUUGACUUCCCGGUUGUCUUCGCGGAUCAUGAAUAUCCUCCGCCGCCGAUCUCUUCCCUUCAACACCUCUCGUCCUCACAGUCCAAUAUCAUACUCAAGCCGCCACCAGAAGUCCAUUACGGGCCUGGAAUUAAUGGUCUUGGGGAUAAUGAUGACCAUGGAUUUGGAGGACGUCUUGUCAGGGUGUAUGAUCCUGAAGUUGGGGCUAGGGACAAUCCGGCUGAGAGUAAACAUCGCCGGCUUGUUCGAAGUCAUCGAACGGGCGUCCUAGAUCGCGAUUUGAAACCAAAUGCGAAAGUUAGGGACGAACUCAAUGGGAUCAUGGCCUACUCACCAACACACUUUCUCUCUCCCGAGGAGAAAGAUCUUGUCUGGAAGUUCCGGCAUCAUCUGACAAGAGACAAGAGAGCUCUUACCAAGUUUGUGAAGUCUGUGAACUGGCAUGAUCAGAGUGAAUCUCGGCAAGCGGUGCAGAUAUUGGCGAAAUGGACAGAGGUUGAUGUCGAUGAUGCUCUUGAACUUCUGGGUCCUACCUUCGAUAAUCCGGCGGUCAGGGCUUAUGCUGUCGAUCGACUUCGAAAGGCCGACGAUGAUGAACUUCUGCUUUAUCUUUUACAGUUGGUCCAGGCCCUCAAAUUUGAGCAUAUUUCGCCAGAUUCUAGACAGGAUGCCACCCAGGAUUCAUCUCUUGCAAGGUUUCUCAUCGCGAGGGCAACCAACAACUUCAUGCUUGGGAAUUACUUCCAUUGGUAUUUGAUGGUGGAGUGCGACGAUAAGAGCGAAGAUCAGAGCAGCGAAUACCGAAAACUCUUUGCUAAGGUGGAAUAUGAUUUCAUGACCGAUCUCGUGAAGCUUCCCGGUGGGGUAGAGACACGAAAAGUACUUCUGCGACAAGGCGAGCUAAUAACAGUGUUGUCCAAGAUUUCCAUGGACAUCAAGGUCUCUCGUGAGACUGUCCCCAAGAAAGCAGAGCGAGUCAAGCAAUUUCUGGCAGAUCCCAAGAAUGAGAUUAUUACGAUCGAUCCUCCGCUGCCUUUGCCGCUGGACCCCUCGGUUACGAUUACAGGCGUUGAUCCAGCAGACACGAAUGUGUUCAAAUCUUCACUAUUUCCAAUCAUGAUGACGUUCAAGACUUUAACGAAGCAGAAAUAUCAAAUCAUGUUCAAGACAGGAGAUGAUCUAAGGCAGGACCAACUGGUGAUUCAGAUUAUCACUCUUAUGGAUCAGCUGCUUCGAAAAGAAAACUUGGAUUUGAAACUUUCUCCGUACAAGAUUCUGGCUACAGGAGCUACCGCUGGAGCAGCUCAGUUCGUCCCAUCAAUGAGUUUACAGGGAAUUGUCAACAAAUACAGGGGUAACACUGUGCUGGCAUAUCUGAAAUACAACAACCCAGAUGAUAAAGCACCACUCGGGGUCAGGAAAGAAGCUCUAGAUAUCUUCAUCAAAUCCUGUGCUGGAUACUGCGUGAUCACCUACCUCCUCGGCGUCGGAGAUCGGCAUCUCGACAACCUACUCCUCGCCCCGGAUGGCCACUUCUUCCACGCAGAUUUCGGGUUCAUCCUCGGUCGAGACCCCAAGCCCUUCGCACCAGCCAUGAAACUCUGCAAAGAAAUGGUCGACGGCAUGGGCGGCUCCGCCUCGGAACAAUACAAGCAAUUCAAGCAAUACUGCUUUACAGCCUACACCACCCUCCGCAAAUCCUCCAACCUGAUUCUCAAUCUCUUCAGUCUAAUGGUCGACGCGAAUAUCCCUGAUAUCAAGCUGGAACCGGAUAAAGUCGUGUUGAAGGUUAAGGAGAGGUUCCAUUUGGAGAUGAGUGAGGAGGAUGCGAUUAGACAUUUUGAUACGCUGAUUGAGGAUUCGUCGAAUGCGAUCUUUCCAGUGGUUAUUGAUAGGUUGCAUGGGUUUGUGCAGCAUUUUAGGGCGUGA
Hyaloscypha bicolor E is the source of this 2778-nucleotide messenger RNA. RefSeq names its product phosphatidylinositol 3-kinase. Gene Ontology annotation, molecular function: 1-phosphatidylinositol-3-kinase activity. Lineage: Eukaryota; Fungi; Ascomycota; Leotiomycetes; Helotiales; Hyaloscyphaceae. The transcript has 4 exons. Bases 1 to 2778 code for a protein of 925 amino acids. Gene Ontology annotation, biological process: phosphatidylinositol-mediated signaling; autophagy of peroxisome; autophagosome assembly. The record is from RefSeq and is a predicted model, not a curated record. Gene Ontology annotation, cellular component: membrane; phagophore assembly site; phosphatidylinositol 3-kinase complex, class III, type I.